CUCCCAGGCACUUCCGCUCCGGGAGUGUGAGAUUACUACCGAUUUGGGCAGUGGUAGUUUGGGGGAGUUCCGCAUCCUGCAGGCCUUUUCUGAAUUCCCUGGAUGUACUCCUUGGAUCCUCAUGGAACUGGUGAUCGAUUUAGGGGAAAAGAAAUCGUGGCGGAGAGCGGAGGUUUGGAGGCCACCCUUUUGUGUGUUUUUCUGCCUUGUGUGGCACUUUCCAGGUACUAUUGUGCCUUGCUGCGAACUGCAUAACCUAGGACUCCACAAAUUCCCAGAAGCUGGAUGAAAAAUGACCACAUUCAAGGAGGCAGUGACGUUCAAGGACGUGGCUGUGGUCUUCACGGAGGAGGAGCUGGGGCUGCUGGACUCUGCCCAGAGGGAGCUGUACCGAGAUGUGCUGCUGGAGAACUUCAGGAACCUGCUGUCAGUGGGGCAUGAUCCAUUCCACCAAGAUACUUUCCACUUCAUAAAAGAAGAAAAGUUUUGGAUGAUGAAGACAGCAACCCAUAGAGAAGGGAAUUCAGGAGACAAAAUCCAAACUGAGAUAGAGACUAUUCCAGAAGCAGGAUCACAUGAAGAAUUGUCCUGCCAGCAAAUCUUAGAACAAAUAGCAAGUAACUUUACCACAUCUAAGUUCUCCACACAAGAUGAUAUGCCCUGCCAGGUUGAGACAGGACUGUCUGUUAUUCACAUAGGACAGAAACCUUACCUGGGUCAUGAGUAUAAACAGUCCUUAAGUGAUAUCUCAAUCUUUGAUCUUCAUCAACAAUUACACUCAAGAGAGAAGUCUUAUACAUGUAACGAGUGUGGAAAAAGCUUCUGUUAUAGCUCACUUUUUCAGAUUCAUCAGAGAAUUCACAAGGGAGAGGAACUCUAUAAGUGUGAUGUGUGUGGUAAGGAAUUCAGUCAAAGCUCACAUCUGCAGACUCAUCACAGAGUCCACACUGGAGAGAAACCAUUCAAAUGUGAGCAGUGUGGGAAAGGCUUCAGUCGUAGAUCAGGACUUUAUGUUCACCGCAAAUUACACACAGGAGAGAAACCUUAUAAUUGUGAGGAAUGUGGGAAGGCCUUCAUUCAUGAUUCCCAGCUUCAGGAACAUCAGAGAAUCCAUACUGGGGAGAAACCAUUCAAAUGUGAUAUAUGUUAUAAAAGCUUCCGCAGUAGAUCAUAUCUUAAUAGACAUUCCAUGGUCCACAUGCAAGAGAAGCCAUUCAGAUGUGAUACAUGUGGUAAGAGCUUUGGUCAGAGAUCAGCACUUAAUAAUCACUGCGUAGUCCACACUGGAGAGAAACGGUACAAAUGUAAGGAGUGUGGAAAAGGCUUCAUUUAUAGGCGACAUCUUUAUAAACAUCAGAUGGACCACACAGGGGACAAAGCAUAUAAUUGCAAAGAAUGUGGGAAGAGUUUCAGAUGGGCCUCGAGUCUUUCAAGACAUCAUCAGCAUGUGCACAGUGGAGAAACACCUUUGAAAUGUGAAGAAUGUGAGAAAAGAUUUACUCAGAAUUCACAAGUUUAUACUCAUCAUAGAGUCCACAGUGGAGACACGCCUUUCACAUGUGACGAAUGUGGGAAGGGAUUUUAUACGAACUCAGAGUGCUAUUCCAAUCAGAGAGCCCAGAGUGGAGAAAAGCCAUACAAAUGUGAGGAAUGUGGAAAGAGUUACAGAAGCAGGUGGUAUCUUCACUUUCAUCAGAGGGUCCACAGAGGAGAGAAACUCUAUAAAUGUAAGGAAUGUGGGAAGAGCUUUGGCUGGGCCUCUUGUCUUUUGAAUCAUCAGAGACUUCAUAGUGGAGAAAAACCAUUCAAAUGUGAAGAAUGUGGGAAAAGGUUUACUCAGAGUCCACAAGUUUAUACUCAUCAUCGUAGAGUCCACAGUGGAGAAAAACGGUUCAAAUGUGAAGAGUGUGGGAAGAGAUUUACUGAGAGAUCAGAACUUCAUUCCCAUCAGAGAGUUCACACUGGGGAAAAGCUAUACAAAUGUGAGGAGUGUGGAAAGAACAUUGUACACAGUUCAUACCUUAAAGACCAGCAAAGAGACCACAGUGGAGAAAAACCAUACAAAUGUGAGGACUGCAGGAAGGGCUACAAGAGGCGCUUGAAUCUUGAUAUGCUCUUGUCAUUAUUUUUAAGUGAUACGUAACUAUUCAUAUUCAUGGGAUACAUUGUGACAUUUUGAUACAAAUCUACAAUGUAUAAUGAUCAAAUCUGUAAUUAGCAUAUUUAUCUCCUCAAACAUUUAUCAUUUCUUUGUUUUGGAAGACCUUGAAAAUCUGCAUUUCAAGCUAUUUGAAAAUAAACACGAAAUCGUUGUUAAA
Lemur catta (Ring-tailed lemur) is the source of this 2318-nucleotide messenger RNA. RefSeq names its product zinc finger protein 225-like. The record is from RefSeq and is a predicted model, not a curated record. NCBI's taxonomy places the organism in Eukaryota, Metazoa, Chordata, Mammalia, Primates, Lemuridae. Gene Ontology annotation, biological process: regulation of transcription by RNA polymerase II. Gene Ontology annotation, molecular function: DNA-binding transcription factor activity; RNA polymerase II cis-regulatory region sequence-specific DNA binding. Bases 293 to 2143 code for a protein of 616 amino acids. The transcript has 5 exons.